AUGGGAGUCCCCGACGAGCCUUUGAUGAUGGUGACACCCGAAUUCGACCUGAUCUCGCUUGGAUUGGUGGAUGCCGAUAAGAUCCCCAAGUACGAGCUGACCGUGGAGGACGGGAGGCGGCUGGCGAAGGAGUACAACAGGGUUUUGAUGAGGAAGCACAAGGCGAGGCAGGCCGCGGAGACGAAUCUGUUGAGGAUGAAGAAGGAGGCGAUCGAAGCAUUGCUGGAGAAGUUGAAGCAGGCUGCUCUGGUACCAGACUUGACGUCAUUUCCUAAAGAGAGAUUCAUAGCGACAUUGACACCUCCGAUUGAGGGUUAUAUCGACAAGGUGAAGGAGGCUGCUAUGAGGAGUUCUGGUGCCCAGAAGAUUAGAUAG
Molecule: messenger RNA, 375 nt
Organism: Linum tenue
Lineage: Eukaryota; Viridiplantae; Streptophyta; Magnoliopsida; Malpighiales; Linaceae
Source: the annotation of a GenBank genome assembly